This is a messenger RNA of Panicum virgatum (switchgrass), 3113 nucleotides long. Its product is annotated as K(+) efflux antiporter 3, chloroplastic-like. Gene Ontology annotation, molecular function: antiporter activity. Gene Ontology annotation, cellular component: chloroplast; membrane. The transcript has 17 exons. Bases 160 to 2493 code for a protein of 777 amino acids. The record is from RefSeq and is a predicted model, not a curated record. NCBI's taxonomy places the organism in Eukaryota, Viridiplantae, Streptophyta, Magnoliopsida, Poales, Poaceae. Gene Ontology annotation, biological process: proton transmembrane transport; potassium ion transport.
UCCCUCCCCAGCCGGAUAAAAAACCACGCGCCCGUGGACGCGACGCGACACGGCCCGCCCAGCUCCUCGCCCCUCCCUCCGGGUCCUCGUACCCCGACGAGCCGCUCUCCUCCGGGUAGCUCUCCGGUUGCACGCGCGCGCACCGCCCGCCUUGGCGCCAUGGCGGCUGCCGCGUCGGCGGUGGCGCUGGCGCGGCACCACGCCCUCCUCCCCGCGCCACCCUCCUCCUCCGCCCGGAGCGGUGCGCCGGUCUGCUGCGCCCUGCGCCCGCGCCGGCGCCGCCCGGCGCCCACGCGGCUCGUGACGGCAGGGAGGAGGAGGAGGGGGAGCGGCUUCCGGGCGCCGCGCGCGGGGAUGGACAUGGACCUCGCUAGCGGCGCCGUGGAGGUGAUCAACGACCUGGGCUUCGACACGCUCACCUUCCUCGGCGUCACGGUGCUCGUCAUCCCCGCCUUCCGCGUCGUCAGGGCCAGCCCAAUUCUCGGCUUCUUCUGCGCCGGCGUCGUGCUCAACCAGUUCGGCCUCAUCAGGAACCUCACCGACGUCAAGCUCCUGUCCGAGUGGGGGAUCCUUUUCCUGUUGUUUGAGAUGGGGCUGGAGCUCUCCCUGUCUCGCCUCAAGGCUCUUGCGAGGUUCGCCUUCGGGAUGGGCUUGCCUCAGGUUCUUUUGUCAACCCUCGCUUUCACGGCGUUCGAGCUUCCUCCUAACGGUGCCAUAGGAACAAAAAUCCUGCAGUUCCUAUUCAAUUCAAGACCUGAUCUGGUGAACAUCAGAAGCAUUGACGAAGCAAUAGUAAUUGGAGCUGCCCUAUCACUAUCUUCGUCAGCUUUUGUUCUUCAGCUUCUUGCUGAGAAAGGUGAACUUCCAACAAGAUUUGGUUCAGCUACACUGGGAAUCCUCCUCCUGCAGGACAUUGCAGUUGUCCCCCUGUUGGUUAUACUCCCUGUGCUAGAGAGUCAGAACAUCGUGGAGCAAAGUGUGUGGCCAAUUUUACUAGCUGAAAGCUUAAAGGCACUGGGAGGACUUGGCAUACUUUCACUUGGUGGGAAAUACCUCAUGAGACGUGUCUUUGAGUUUGUUGCAGAGUCAAGGAGCUCGGAGGCAUUUGUUGCACUCUGUCUUCUAACCGUCGCAGGGACAUCACUUAUCACCCAACAGUUAGGGUUUAGUGAUACAUUAGGUGCAUUUCUGGCUGGAGCCAUUCUCGCAGAAACAAAUUUCCGUACACAAAUUGAAGCUGACAUAAGGCCAUUCAGAGGCCUGUUGCUUGGGUUGUUCUUUGUGACUACAGGGACUUCCAUUGACAUGCAGCUUCUCAUCCGGGAGUGGCCUAAUGUUCUAUCACUGUUGGGAGGUCUUAUUGCAAUCAAGACAUUGAUAAUUACCGCAAUUGGGCCAAGAGUUGGACUGACUCUUCAAGAAAGUGUACGGAUAGGAUUGCUACUUUCUCAAGGAGGCGAGUUUGGGUUUGUGGUGUUUUCUUUGGCAAACAGGCUCGGUGUCCUACCACUGGAGUUAAACAAACUGCUCAUAAUUGUUGUUGUGCUGUCAAUGGCAUUAACUCCACUACUCAAUGAAGUUGGAAGACGAGUAGCAGGGAUCAUUGAUGAAAGUGCUGAAGAAAAAGAAAAACCUGCUGAGAUGAGGAAUUAUGGUGCCACCGAACCUAUUGUAAUUGUUGGUUUUGGAGAGAUGGGACAGAUCCUUGCAAAAUUUUUAUCUGCACCAUUAUCGUUUGGGCUUGAUCAAGACGCAGAAGGAUGGCCAUAUGUUGCAUUUGAUCUAAAUCCUGCUGUUGUAAAGUCAGCUAGAAAAUCAGGAUUUCCUGUGCUAUACGGAGAUGGUUCACGCCCUGCAGUUCUGCAAUCUGCUGGCAUAACAUUUCCAAAAGCUAUCAUGGUUAUGUAUACCGGAAAGGAAAAAACUAUUGAGGCCGUAAACAGAUUGCGGCAAGCUUUCGCUGCGGUUCCAAUAUAUGCUAGAGCCCAGGACCUUUCACAUUUGUUAGAUCUUAAGAAAUCAGGUGCAACAGAUGUUGUCCUAGAAAAUGCUGAGACUAGCUUGCAGCUAGGUUCAAUACUUUUAAGAGGAUUGGGCGUCAUGUCUGAUGAUGUAUCCUUCUUGAGUACGCUUGUGAGAAAUUCAAUGGAGGUACAGGCUCAAGAAGCACUAAAAGACAUUGGGAACAAGGAAGUUGAUAUCAUGAAGCCUCUUCAGGUAAGAGUAUCAGACUUAGUGGACGGCAAUGGGAACAGUUCGAGAAUGAUAGCCAAGGAGCAGUCACUAAGUUUAAGUAGUCGCCCAGAUUUGGAAAUAAUAAAACCACCUGUGGGGAAUUGGAUACCUGAUAUGAAUGUGGAAAAGGACCAGCCAGGAUAUGACUUUGACGGAAUAGAUUCUGCAGAUGGUGUGACAUAUUGUCUAAUGGAAUCUGAUGACGAUAGUGAUGAAGCCUCGGGUGCAAGCAAGAAAAUGAUCGAUCAAUCUGCGUAAUGGUAAGGAAUCUUCAGAAUGAAGAUAGGAAGAUAGUCAAUUUGAACUUGCUAGGAUCAAGUUCAUAGUUUACUCCUAGGCCGAUCAGAAGCAGCACGUUCUUGUGCAGCACCUGUGGCUUCAGAAUCAUGCAUUGCAUCAGCACCUGUGGCUUCAGAAUCAUGCAUUGCAUCCAAAGACUGAGUUUGUCAAGACUAAAGUACUGAAUUUAUGUUGUGACAUAUGGAGUGUCAAUCAUAAACUCAUCACGGAUGAAGAAAUUUAGAUCUGACAUAUUGGUGCUGGGAAGCAUGCAACUUGCUAAUGCGGUUGAGCACCUGCAGGACUAUGGCAAAUGUCAGAAUGGACUAUCGAUAUUUCAUAGUUCAGAAUAGAAUUUUCCACAGGGCAAUUAUUUGUGAAGAUCCAGUGACAUUUAUGAUACACUGUGAUCGAUAGACACACAUUCUUGUACCAUAUCCGCACCUCAUUAUGAUCCUGUGUAUACUAGACCGUACAUUCCUGUGUAUCAUCAGUUUAUAUACACGAAAAAGAAAAACAGAACCAUCAUUCAGCAGUUGCUGAAUUGUGCCAGGUCAGGCUAUCUUUACUGAAUAAACAAGGAAUCUUUCAAGCCUGCA